Messenger RNA from Penicillium lagena, 1689 nucleotides. Its product is annotated as chromo domain-containing protein. Gene Ontology annotation, cellular component: pericentric heterochromatin. The transcript has a single exon. Lineage: Eukaryota; Fungi; Ascomycota; Eurotiomycetes; Eurotiales; Aspergillaceae. Gene Ontology annotation, biological process: chromatin organization; negative regulation of transcription by RNA polymerase II. The record is from RefSeq and is a predicted model, not a curated record. Gene Ontology annotation, molecular function: chromatin binding. The coding region runs from base 1 to 1689 and encodes 562 amino acids.
AUGACUUCCGAUGCGCUACCCUCCAGCGACUGGGAUGCCAUCUCUCUCACUUCAACGAUAUCAAGUGAUCAGUGCUCCACAUACGAGGUCGAGACGAUCCUCGCGCAGAGAGACCUGGAAGAUGGCCCGCAGUACCUCGUGAAAUGGGCCAACUACGGCAGUGAAGCAAACAGCUGGGAGCCCGCGGACGCCUUCGAUUCACCGGAAACUCUGCUGGAAUGGGAGCGAAAGAAAAGAGACAUUGACCUGAGGAGGGUACCGCCAUUUGAUGUGGAGGCCUGGGAAAACCAUGUGCAACUCAUUAGAGAUAAGACAGCCCAACGCAAAGCGAGACGCAGAGAAAAGAGACGCCGGCUGGCCCUUCGCUCGCCCAGUCCAGAUUCUGGGCAGCCAGCAGAGGCAAGUGGCUUCACUGCAGGCAUCGGAAGCAAACGCAAAUUCGCCGCGACCUCGAUCGCCUCUGACCAGUCUCCGGAGCUCUUUGUCCCCCUCGAAGAUUCUCCAGCAUUCGUCACCCAGGGCGCCCCGGAGCCGGUCUCUUCAACUGUCUGCAGCUCUUCAUCGGAGACACCUCUGGUGGAUGGAAAGCCAUCCAAUGCCCGCCCUCCAGCGCAGCUACCCAUGGUGCCACCUGAGAAGCCCCCGCUGGUGGGCUUCGGUACGGGCAAUAAGCAUAACAAGCGAGUGAAACCCAAUAGCUGGGACGAGCCGACGCCAGAUAUCACGCGGCUUGAGCUGAGGAAGCCAUCAGAGUUUCCAGCAAGGACGGGUCAUAAAGGCAGUUCCUACCUUCAAAUCGGGUCUUCUGGUAGAGCGCCACCCACCUCCAACACACAGAAUGAAACGCAACUGAACGCAACCCCUUCAGUGCAACCGCAACCUACUCCCGAGGAUACUCGAGCGAUCAUCACAUCGACUACUCUUUCAUCUCCGACAACCCUCAUUUCACCUGGUACGAGGCCUUCGCGUGCGGAUUUAGACAUCUCGUCAAGGGCUAUCGAACCGCGGAACCGCGCAAGACCCUCUCGCCAGCUGAGCGACAGAAUCGGUCCCUCCAGACAGCGCGAGUCGCGGGAUAGUUAUGAUAACUACAGACCAGGAGGUCUCUUUCGCGAAUCACCUCCUCUCAUGGAUUCAUAUAGGCCUCAACGCGAUGAUGGCUUUCUCCCGUCUCAAUUCAAUUCUCCCAGACCGGAGAGGUACGACCCAAGGUUUCCACAACCGUUGUCUGCCAACGAUGAAGCCCCUUCGGUUGAAGAGCAAAUCAAACGGAUGCCUGUUCCGUCACGUCGCCAUGGCGCAAGAUUUUUUCAACAAAAGGGCUAUAAUUACUUCUGUAACCCAGGCGAAGUCCUUGCGCAAGUGUAUGUGGGGCCUCAAAAGAAGUAUGUCGGGCCUGUUAGACUGUGUGGUGCUUCAACACAUAGAGAUGUCAUUGCCCAGCUUGUGAAGAACAACCGAGGUCUUCAGCUUGAAGUUUGGUUCAGGUAUUUGUGCACGUUUGAAGAGUACAGCGAUCUGUGUCCAAAGGUGAGCGACUCGAUUUACCAUAUGAGUUCAUUUUCGUCUCUAACGGCAGCUGGAAGCACCCAAGGCAGGUGGAGUGCAACGCUUGGGCAGAAGGGUUCCCUGACACGAACCGAGCGCUCGUCGAAAUGGCAGAGUAUCUCCGUGAAAGACGCCGGGUAG